GAACUCUGGGCGCACCGGCUGGGGAGGCGGGGCCGGGGUCCUGAGUAGGGAGGCUGAGGCCCAUCCGAAACACCCCCCACUUUGCACACAGACACCACUGGCUGCUUUCCGACAGCCAGGGCGCGGAGGAAUGGAAACUUCUGCCACCAACAGCAUUCGCUGGCAACUUCCCUCUCUGUGGUUUUCUCUGUCAUUCCCUUGAUAAAAGAAGCUGAGGGCUGAGCAAAUGUAACCAACACUCAGAACCUCAUCUUCUCAUGAAAACACCCGCCCCUCAAGAAGUGAGCUGCCGAAAAAUGAUGCACGAUGUACUCUAAACUGGGUCACUCUUCACCCAGAGGGUUCGGCGCCUGGCUGACUUGCUGUGUGUAUCCCCUGUGCUGUAGGCUGCCAGCAUCUUCGACGGCCCGGGGAGAGAGCGCGAUGGGAAACAGUAUGCGAUCCACCCCAGCACCUCCCGAGAGGCCCGUGCCCAGCCCAGAUGGACCGGACAGUGACUUCCUGGCCGUGCUGAGUGACUACCCGUCUCCUGACAUCAGUCCCCCCAUAUUCCGCCGAGGGGAGAAGUUACGUGUGAUUUCUGACGAAGGGGGUUGGUGGAAAGCCAUUUCCCUUAGCACUGGUCGAGAGAGUUACAUUCCUGGAAUAUGUGUGGCCAGAGUUUACCAUGGCUGGCUGUUUGAAGGGCUGGGCAGGGACAAGGCAGAGGAACUGCUUCUGCUGCCGGACACGAAGAUGGGCUCCUUCAUGAUCCGAGAGAGUGAGACAAAAAAAGGUUUUUAUUCCCUCUCGGUGAGACACAGGCAGGUGAAGCAUUACCGCAUCUUCCGUCUUCCCAACAACUGGUAUUACAUCUCCCCGAGGCUCACCUUCCAGUGCCUGGAGGACCUGGUGAAUCACUACUCUGAGGUGGCUGAUGGCCUCUGCUGUGUGCUGACCACACCGUGCCUCGCUCAGAGCACGGCCACCCCGGCAGUGAGGGCCCCCGACUCACCUGUCACCUUGCGCCAGAAGGUCUUUGACUGGAAAAGAGUGCCCAGACUGCAAGAGGACUCCGAGGGGGCCAGGAAUUCACUUGGCAUAGAUGAGUCCCUUUUCAGCUAUGGCCUUCGGGAAAGCAUUGCUUCCUACCUGUCCCUGACCAGCGACGAGAGCACCUCCUUUGACCGAAAGAAGAAAAGCAUGUCCUUGAUAUACAGCGGGAGCAAGAGAAAGAGCUCUUUCUUCUCCUCACCACCAUACUUUGAAGACUAGCCUGAGAACUGACACCGUGGCGUGUGCCCCAAAUAACAGAGGUUUGGACCAUCACCUGGCAUCUGGCACAGAGGCCUGGGUCCCCAGUCCCUGGGGAACCGCACAUCUGGAAGCCAAGAGAAGACACCUGGAGACGAAUUCACAUCUUCUCUAGCUACAUCACGACUAAGAGAAGCCCUCCCUGGCAUCUGAUCUGGACUGAGACAUCACGGAACGCUGAAUCGGGAUGUGAUCUGGCAAUGCUUCGGAAAAGCCCACACAUUCACGUGUGCUUGUUGUGUUUGUGGGAAAGAUAAAGACAUUAGCUGAGGAGAAAGGGCACAGGACUGUUCUCCAAACAAACAGCCCAGAGUGCCACACUCUGAGCUCCUCAGAGAUAACUUCUCGAUGAGAAAAGCCAGAGGAGGAGAUGAGCUGACGGCCGGGGCCUGGCCAGUCUAGGUUUGCAAGUUGGUCUCCUGCGGUCAACUUUCCGAACCCAACCAUAACUGGACCUCCGGUACAUGGCUCCCUCUUUUUCAGGGAACUCAGUGACACUAAAUGUUAAUCUUCCCCAUUCUCCCUAAAGCAGGAGAUCCUGUUGGCCUCCUGGCGUCAGAGCCUCCCGUACAGAAGUCAGACGGCCUCUCUGCUUCUGCAGAGAGCAGGGCCGAAGGGAGAGAGGGAGGCCACUUGCAGGGACGUGUGAAGGUCCCCCUGGAGCAGGGCAAACAUUCGUGGUUCUACAGCCUGGAAGAGCUUCUCGGACACGCUGAGGUUCUCCCUGGUAAACAUGCAUCAAAUAUUCACUCCUGAUCGCCUGCAGAGGCAUUGGGUUAGGUCCCAUGUCCGAGGAAGGAAGGAAGGAAGGAUGGAUGAGGAGAGGCAUUCAGUGUAGACAGGGAUAAAAGUAUAUACACAACUAUCGCGAAAGUGGGGUAUGAAAGGAAAUCAGCUCACAGCUCGGGAGUGGGGGACCUGGAUCAGGUGAGCGUGGCCCAUGGGCUCACAUCUAAGCUGGACUUCACGGAGUAUAUGUUCAACUGGAUUGAGGAGGUGAGAAUGGUUGGCUUUUUUGGGAAAAAAAAAAAGGAGGCUGAUUAAUUCUAAAGAAUUAAUUCCUCCAGUAUUUUAUUCCAACAAAGGUCUGUCAGUCACAUGAAUAAAACUGCUGAGUUCCAGGAAAGAAGGGAGUCAGAGUGGCGUUAAUGCUGUCAUAUGAAGUUUAAGAGAUGAGAGAGAAGGCACAGUAAAGAUCUAGAAGAGGAGAAGUAUUUAUCUCUAGGCUGCCUAUCCGGAUUCUGUUAGGAAGGGGGCCACAGAGACACCCGUGACUCAUUUUCCCCUGUUGCAAAGGGAUUUGGGGGGAGGAGGGGCGCCGGAGAUACCCCUCACUGCCUGAUACCAGAAAUCUGUUCACCACACGCAUUCCGUGGAUCUGAGGUCACCGUGUUAGUGGUACGUGUAUAUGCAUUUAUGUGAUUUUCUCUGGUGUGUUUAUACAAGGAGACGUUUACAGUUUCCCCAACAAUCCCGAAAGGCUGUUACAAAGGGACCAGUCCAUGUCUGGGAAGUGAAUGUAACACUGCGGAUGCUGACUUCUAGCCCGAGGCAGGGGGACCUUGCAAAUGCCAGAUGUUUGGACGGUGUCUUAUGCGUUGUUUUCCGUUGUGACUAGUGCGCUGGGAACUUUAGGGGAGCACUCAGAGGUAUUUCUCAGUGGGAAGCAUUACACUUUGCUAAAUCAUGUAUUUAUUUCUGAUUAAAAUAUACUUAAUAAAUAUUUAAGCCCUGGA
Messenger RNA from Suricata suricatta (meerkat), 3029 nucleotides. RefSeq names its product Src like adaptor (gene SLA). Lineage: Eukaryota; Metazoa; Chordata; Mammalia; Carnivora; Herpestidae. The record is from RefSeq and is a predicted model, not a curated record. Gene Ontology annotation, molecular function: protein binding. The transcript is spliced from 7 exons. The coding region runs from base 307 to 1254 and encodes 315 amino acids.